Rattus rattus (black rat) is the source of this 1741-nucleotide messenger RNA. RefSeq names its product acyloxyacyl hydrolase (gene Aoah). Bases 17 to 1741 code for a protein of 574 amino acids. The transcript has 21 exons. The record is from RefSeq and is a predicted model, not a curated record. NCBI's taxonomy places the organism in Eukaryota, Metazoa, Chordata, Mammalia, Rodentia, Muridae. Gene Ontology annotation, biological process: lipopolysaccharide catabolic process; negative regulation of inflammatory response. Gene Ontology annotation, molecular function: calcium ion binding; acyloxyacyl hydrolase activity.
UUGUACACAGCUCAGGAUGAAGCCCCCCAGGAAAGUCUUCAAGACCACCCUUCUGCUUCUUCUGCUCUCUCACUCAUUGGCCUCUGUGCCCUAUGAGAGCCAGCCGGGUGCCAGCUCCUCCCACGGCCAAAACUGUGUAGGGUGUGUGGUGGUGAUAUCAUUGAUUGAGCAACUGGCUGAAGUUCACAACUCUUCAGUUCAAGUGGCAAUGGAGAGGCUCUGCAGCUACCUACCUGAAAAGCUGUUCUUGAAGACCUCCUGCUAUUUCUUGGUUCAAACAUUUGGCUCAGACAUCAUAAAACUACUCGGUGAAGCUAUGAAGGCUGAUGUGGUGUGCUAUGCUCUGGAAUUUUGCAAGCAGGAUGCUGUCCAAUCACAGUGUCAUCUCUACCCACUUCCCCAGGAGGCCUGGAAGUCCUCACUGGAGAAGGCGAGACAAGUCCUCAGGAGGUCCUCUACCAUGAAAUAUUCUAGAAGUGAUCAUAAUAUUUGUUCGCUACCAUUUUUCACCAAGAUCUGCCAGAAAAUUGAAUUAUCUAUGAAGAAAGCUGUGCCAUUCAACGAUGGAGAUUCAGACAAAUACAGUGUUUUCCCAACUCUGCGAGGCUACCACUGGCGAGGGCGAGACUGUAAUGACAAAGACAAGACAGUGUACCCGGGCAGAAGGCCAGAUAACUGGGAUAUCCAUCAGGACUCCAACUGUAAUGGCAUCUGGGGUAUUGAUCCAAAAGAUGGAAUUCCAUAUGAGAAGAAAUUCUGUGAAGGUUCACAGCCCAAGGGAAUCAUUUUGCUGGGAGACUCAGCUGGGGCUCAUUUUCACAUCCCCCCUGAAUGGCUGACAGCUUCACAGAUGUCUGUGAAAUCCUUCUCCAACUUGCCAUCAGCGCUUACUGAUGAGCUCAACUGGCCCCAACUCUCUGGUGUUACUGGAUUUCUGGACUCCACGAGUGGAAUUGAAGAAAAAUCCAUUUACCAUCGUUUGAGAAAAAGAAACCAUUGCAAUCACAGAGACUACCAGAGUAUCUCAAAAAAUGGUGCAUCUUCCAGAAAUCUGAAGAAUUUUAUCGAAAGUUUGUCUAGGAACCAGGCACUGGACCAUCCAGCCAUUGUUAUUUAUGCCAUGAUUGGGAACGAUGUUUGUAAUGGGAGAGCUGACACAAUACCAGGAAUGACCACUCCUGAACAAAUGUACGCCAAUGUCAUGCAGACUCUGAAACAUCUAAAUUCCCACCUGCCCAAUGGCAGCCAUGUUAUUCUAUAUGGCUUACCAGAUGGAACUUUUCUCUGGGAUAGCUUGCACAACCGAUACCACCCUCUAGGCCAGCUAAAUAAAGAUGUGACCUAUGCACAGUUCUUCUCCUUUCUAAGCUGCCUCCAGGUCAGUCCCUGUAAUGGCUGGAUGUCUUCCAACAAGACCCUCCGGGCUCUCACUUCAGAGCGAGCAGAACAACUCUCCAACAUACUGAAAACAAUUGCAACUACCAAGACAUUUGCAAACUUUGAUCUUUUCUACAUGGAUUUUGCCUUCCAUGAAAUAAUAGAGGACUGGCAGAAAAGAGGUGGUCAGCCAUGGCAGCUUAUUGAACCUGUAGACGGAUUCCAUCCCAAUGAGGUGGCUUCACUUCUGCUAGCAAAUCGUGUCUGGAAGAAGAUACAGCUCCAAUGGCCUCAUGUCCUGGGAAAGGAGAAUCCAUUCAAUUCUCAGAUUGAAGAGGUGUUUGGAGACCAAGGAGGACAUUGA